Messenger RNA from Paramisgurnus dabryanus, 2042 nucleotides. The record is from RefSeq and is a predicted model, not a curated record. Lineage: Eukaryota; Metazoa; Chordata; Actinopteri; Cypriniformes; Cobitidae.
UCACAGUUGUGGUUAAACCUUGUACGACGCAUCUCAGCGCAUACUCGCGGAGAACAGCAAGUAAAUCACAGUGCUCGGAAUCCACUAAGUUAUAUAUGACUUUGCAUUCUUAAGUUGUGACCGGCAUUAAGGUGACACACCAUAAGAGAUAAAAGGUACCAUGAAUUGGGCUUUUCUUCAGGGUCUCUUAAGCGGGGUUAACAAGUACUCCACUGUGUUUGGGCGUGUGUGGCUGUCCAUAGUCUUCCUCUUCAGGGUCAUGGUCUUCGUUGUUGCUGCAGAGAAAGUGUGGGGUGAUGAUCAGAAGGAUUUUACAUGUAACACCGCUCAGCCUGGAUGCCAUAACGUUUGUUAUGAUCACUUCUUUCCAGUGUCCCACAUACGUCUCUGGGCGCUGCAGCUCAUCUUCGUCACCUGUCCGUCUUUUCUUGUGGUGCUCCAUGUGGCGUACCGCGAGGAACGAGAGCGAAAGCACCGUCUGAAGUUUGGUGAUGGCUGUCAGCGGCUGUAUGAAAACACUGGAAAGAAGCGUGGUGGUCUCUGGUGGACGUAUGUCCUUUCACUGGUAUUUAAGAUGGGUGUGGAUGCAACCUUUGUGUACUUGCUGUACUAUAUCUACGAGGGCUAUGACUUCCCAUCCUUGAUAAAAUGCUCUGAGCCUCCUUGCCCCAACGUGGUCGACUGCUUUAUUUCUCGGCCCACAGAGAAGAGGAUCUUCACCAUCUUUAUGGUGAUGACAAGUCUGGUGUGCAUUCUGCUCUCCCUUUGUGAAAUUUUCUACCUGGUGGUCAAACGUUGCUUUGAAUGUGUCCAGAGGUUGCAGGGGUCACGACAGGUACACAAGGCAAAGUCUAUCUCCAACAUGAGGAGCUCAACUGCUCUCUUGGAAUCAAACAGCAAAAAACUGGCCAGCAAAGACCAGCCAGCGCCUGCAUACAGUGUGGUCAUCUCAGAUCAUAAUUGAGACUCUAAAUUCUUCAUGUUCACCAGAAUGUCAGCUGAAAUUGUACUGACUCAGCAGGCAGUUGGCAUUGGAGGAACCUGCUUAUAGGCUUGCUUUAUAUCCACUGGAUUUUUUUCAUGUUUUUGCAGGAAAGUUGUGGCAUCAUAAGCAAAAACUAUGGGCAUCAACUUUGUAGUAUUCAGAAUAUUGUAAUGUUUUUAAGUAUGAGUAAAGCAAGGUAAUUUAUGAUUUAGGUAAAGCAUCUAUUAGUCCGAGUUCCAACCAACAAGCAGUUUGGUUCUUUAUACUUUUUAUUUUUUUAUGCAACACAUACCAACGAACAGAACAGACAGGUCACUGGUGUAUCACAUACAGAUAAGAUGUUCAUGUACAGUUAACUUUAUGUCAGGGGUUGCUCUCCAAAUAAUAUCGGAAAAGCAGUUUGGUUCUUAAUUCAACUGUGAAAACAAAACAACCAACAUGUGCCCAAUAAUAAUAAGUUAAUAACAUCAAUCACAACUGACACUAACUAGCAAAACAUGACAAAGUGUUGCUAAAGCACACUUCCCUGCACCUUAAAUAAUUAUACAUUAUAAGAGAGGCAAUAUCUUGAAUAAGCAUUGACAUUAAAAAUGUAUUCUCUUUGCUGGAUGUGAGAGGAGUGAGAGUUAUUGUAUUGUAUAUCAGAUGGUGCCUAAUCAAAUUAUUAUGUCUUGUGGCAGGAAAAUGCAGUAUUUUAGGGUGCAAGAGUUUAUUGAGAAAGAUUUAUAGUUCUGCCAGAUGAUCAAUUUCAGGUGUACAUGUGUUGAGUGUUUUCCUGUAUACCUCAGUGGUAGAGCAUUGCACAAAAGGUCAUGGGUUCAAACCCAGUUAACACAAAUACUGAUAAAAAUGUAUAGCUUGUAAUGCACUGUAAGUUGCUUUGGAUAAAAGCGUUUGCCAAAUUCAUAAAUAUAAAUGAGUGAGAGAAAGGUCAGUUUUCAAGUUCACUGAUAAAGAUGCAUUUUUUUGUAAGUAAAAAAGUCAACCUUUCAAUAUACUAACAAUUACAUCCUUUUUACUGUGUUUGGAGUUGUUUACAUUGUGAGAUUUAUUAAAG